AUAGGUCCUAGAAAACUUUGUUUACAUUAUUUACACCGUUAUUCAGUUGCUGUCACUUCAAAAUACUAGUAGAUUUUGAAAGUAUCCGACAAUGUCAUCAAAAUUCAGUUGUUUAUCACUGGAGCAAUUGAGGAAAGAGCUUCGCCGCCGCAAUGCUAAACUAUCUGGUCGAAAGAAAGAGCUAAUUGAAAGACUUGAAGCUUAUGAGAGAAAUCACAAUUUCGUUGAAGACUAUGAUACAGUGCCAGAAUAUUUUAUGGAUCUUCCACCUUCUGGAAAAUACAAGGAUCUGAACUCGGAUAUGAAAAUACCUCCUGUCACAAACCAGUGCGCAAGUGACUAUAUGUCACAGUUCGGUGUGGACUUUGACCGUGUCGUGUGUGAUUUAUAUGAAGAAACUUUCAUUCGUUAUGUGAGGUACUGUUCUACUGAAGACCUGGAUUAUAUAAAAGGUGCCUGCUAUGCAGAAAUGAAAAAGAAAGUGUCAUACACAAUAGACAUAAGUGUGAAGAAGAAUGGCCAAUUUCAUGAAGCCCAGUGUGAAUGUGGGGCUGGUCAAGGUCCAACAGCACACUGUAAACAUGUACGGACAAUCCUGUUUGCUUGCUGUAAGUUUACUUCAUCUGGGAAAUUAAAAGUAGAGAUGACUUGUACUGAGAAACUUCAGUCUUUUCAUAAAGUAAAAAAACAUACGGGGUCACCUUUGAAGUCAAGAGAUAUGAACAUUGCAGGUGCUGAUGAAAUCUGUGACAUUAAAAUGUUUGACCCCAGGCCACAAGAGUUUCAGAAUAGGGAAAAUUAUAAAGAUUAUUUUUAUAAUACUUGUAUGAAUUUUAAAGGAAUUUCAAAGACACCAAUCUUUCAAGCAUUUCAGCCAGCAAACAUGCGUGCAUAUGCAUUAGAUCAUGAUUAUCAGUCAGACACAUUAGAGGACAUUUUUUUAAAUGCCAUUCAGGUGACGAAAAUAUCGAAAUCUCAAAGGGAAACUCUAGAGGUGUAUACUCGUGGUCAGGAAAAAAAUGAAAGAUGGUUUGAAGAGAGAGAAAAACGGAUUCAGUCUUCAAACUACCACAGAAUAUGUCAUGCGACCGAACGGACUAAUCAUGAUCAACUUGCUGCUUCUUUGGUGCAUCCAAAUAAACUUAAACAAAAUGAGGCAAUGAAACACGCACACAAAUAUGAGAAAGAAGCUAUUCAUAGGCAUGAAAAAGACAACAAAGUCAAAGUUAAUUCGUGCGGAAUAUUUGUGUCAUCCACCCACCCAUAUCUCGGUGCUUCCCCAGAUGGAGUAGUUAACCAAACUCUAAUAGUUGAAGUUAAAUGUCCACUUACUGCAAAAAACAAAGACAUUAACACAAAAUCUGUUCCAUACCUAACUCUGACUGAUGGAAAAAAUUGACAUUGAAAACAACACAUCCAUAUUAUUACCAGAUUCAGGGACAGUUGUUCUGUAGUGACAGACAGUGCUGUGACUUUAUUGUUUACACUAUUACUGACAUUAAGUAUAUGAGAAUUCAAAGAGACAAUUCUUUCAUAUCGCAAAUGGUUGAGAGGCUAACAUCGUUUUAU
Mercenaria mercenaria is the source of this 1569-nucleotide messenger RNA. RefSeq lists its product as uncharacterized. The record is from RefSeq and is a predicted model, not a curated record. Gene Ontology annotation, molecular function: zinc ion binding. The transcript has 2 exons. Lineage: Eukaryota; Metazoa; Mollusca; Bivalvia; Venerida; Veneridae. Bases 92 to 1399 code for a protein of 435 amino acids.